Fraxinus pennsylvanica is the source of this 423-nucleotide messenger RNA. The record is from the annotation of a GenBank genome assembly. NCBI's taxonomy places the organism in Eukaryota, Viridiplantae, Streptophyta, Magnoliopsida, Lamiales, Oleaceae.
AUGACUGGGGUUGGUCUUCUUUCUACACCGUACACUGUUAAAGAAGCUGGCUGGGCUAGUGUGGCAGUGCUUGUCCUUUUUGCAGUUAUCUGUUGUUAUACGGCCACUCUUAUGAUGUACUUCUUCGAGAGCCGGGAAUGCAUCAUAACUUAUCUAGAUAUUGGAGAAGCAACAUUUGGAAGAUUUGGACGACUUUUCAUAUCUAUCAUUCUAUACGCAGAAGUAUAUUACUAUUGUGUGGAGUUUAUCAUUUUGGAAGGGGAUAAUCUCACCAGGCUAUUUCCCGGAGCAAAUGUGGACUGGGGUAGUCUCAAGCUGGAUUCGGCCCACUUCAUUGGAAUACUCACUUGCCUUAUUGUUUUGCCAACUGUUUGGUUGAGGGAUCUCCGAGUCAUAUCGUAUCUUUCACGUGCCAAACUUUGA